Gracilinanus agilis (Agile Gracile Mouse Opossum) is the source of this 909-nucleotide messenger RNA. It is a transcript of the gene RHBDL2, whose product is annotated as rhomboid like 2. The transcript is spliced from 7 exons. Gene Ontology annotation, molecular function: serine-type endopeptidase activity. Lineage: Eukaryota; Metazoa; Chordata; Mammalia; Didelphimorphia; Didelphidae. Bases 1 to 909 code for a protein of 302 amino acids. Gene Ontology annotation, cellular component: membrane. The record is from RefSeq and is a predicted model, not a curated record.
AUGACCUCUAAAAAUGCCAUCAAGACGGGGAGAAGGUAUCUGAAUAAGGAAGAAGACGAGGUAGAAAAAGAGAAGAAAAAAAAAUGGAAGCCAACGAGGAAAAAAAGGGGGACGAUGCUUGAUGCAUGGUGUAAAAAUAUCCAUAAACCCAUUUCAAGGUGGAUUCUUCCUGCAGAUACCCAAGGAAUCUACAGGCAGAGAGCCAGAUGUCUCCCACCUCCUGUGUUCAUUACCACCAUCAGUACUAUGCAGCUUGUUAUCUUCAUUUACUAUGCCUUUUGGAAGCCCCUGGAAACCUUGGAGAGAGGCAUCUGGUACAGUCCAUUCAUCUAUCGUCCUGACAAGAGGCAAGAAGCUUGGAGGUUCCUCUCUUACAUGAUGGUGCAUGCUGGGUUUCAACAUAUUUGUGGAAAUUUGCUUAUGCAGCUUAUUUUGGGACUUCCUUUGGAAACGGUUCACAAGGGUCGUCGAGUGGGGCUGGUGUACCUGUCAGGAGUGAUUGCAGGAUCUCUUGGAAGUUCAGUCUGGGACCCUUUCCAAGCUCUAGUUGGGGCUUCAGGAGGAGUCUAUGCUCUCACAGGAGGUUAUUUUAUGAAUGUUUUAGUGAAUUUUAAAAACAUGGUUCCUUUGUUUGGACUUUUCAGACUAUUGCUCAUCUUGCUCAUUGUUGUAUUUGACAUGGGAUUCGCCCUCUACAGAAAAUUCAUUAGCCCUGAAAGUGGGCCUGCGAUAUCCAUUGUAGCUCACGUUGCUGGUGGCGUGACUGGGAUGACUGUAGGUUUCUCUGUGUUUAGCUGCUUUCAGAGGGAGCUGCUGAAAGACUCGACGUUUCACCUCGCAAGCACUAUUUAUUUUGUUUAUGUUUUAUCUGCUGUGUGUUUCAACAUCUUUUUGUCACCGGCAAACUGA